CACAAAUUAAAAUAUUUUUAUUGCAGAAAAAUGGGUAUCCGAGCUGAAAAUUAUUGAUGAAUGUCAGUCUUCCAAUCAUGUAAAAUUUACAAUAUGAAUUGGAAAAAAGAUACCUGAACCCAGCUCUUUAGGCGUAAAGAAUGCGUCCACAUACCCGAACCCACUGCACGAAGAAGGGGGACUGUGAGGGGGAGGCAAGAUGUUUGAGGGCCACCUACACCAGGGGGAGGGAGCACCACUCCCUUCUGGAGCUACCAGCAGAGAUCCUGAACAAGAUUUUAGAAUAUAUUUCAUUUAAGGAACACGCAACAGUUCGACGGGUGUGCCGGAGAUUAAACGAGAUUGCAGCUGGUCGUCUUAAUUCGAUCUUCCAACAACUUCAAAACAGGAUGCUGGGACGCUUUCAGAUCAUAAAGGGACAAAUGCCUCGUCGUGAGAGCGCGCGUCGGAAUCACCCGUUGUCCCGGGAGUGCGACAUAGUGGAGACUCUUCACAUGCGCCUUACUCUGCUACAGAUGACCUUUGGGAAGCAUAUUGAGCGCAAGCAUAUAUGCUUCUUUCCAGGAGAGAUUCUCGACGAAGUAUUUCGAAUCCUGAGAUAUAUACAAAGCACCACUCUUCCCUUGGGCAGAGCGUACAAAGUUACUGAUGAACUAUUUGAUCUUUCCACAAUGGCAAUGGAGUACUUCAAGGAAAACAUUGAGUCGUCUCUCCCUGAGAUUACGUACUUUGGACAAGAUUUCCUGGAUUUUACUCCACCUUCCCCACUUAAGAAGUAUAAUAGAUCAGGAUGCGUGUCCGGUGGUGGUGGAGGAGGGGUGGACUCGCCAAUGUCGAGCCGUGCAAGUGCCGUGGGAUCUUCCUGCUCCGAGCCCCCACUCUCUUUCUCCCAAUUUGAAGGUGACUUGGAUGAAGUUGAAGGAGUAGAUGUUGGUGAAGGAGGUGAAGCCCCCCAGAGCAACAUGGUGCUCAGGAAGAGGAUUAAGAGGAUCAGAGCAGGGAUGAAGAAGUACAAUACACAGUUGGACGAAGUCAAGAGGGAACUUAAGUCAUGUAAGAGCAAGAUGGACUCCCAGACUAAGCAGGUUGCCGAGUACAGCAGUAGGCUGGACGAGUAUGACAAGAAGUUCGAGGAAAAUUCCAGGAAAUUUGGAACAUUACUCACAGAGUUAAACAAGUGUAAGACUGAACUUCAAUUCUACAGAUCCAGGGCUCAUUUGCAACAACACUGUCAAAACUGUGGAUCUAGUCUGACUGAUCAAGCCUCGGAUUCAGCCAACACCGACCAGGUAAGUUUUCCGAGCAUGGAGGGAGUUGAUAAACAAGCAAUGGUCGAGGAUUGGUUGAAUCCUGAGUCUGGAUACACAGGGCAGAGUCCUGGAUACAGGGCUACGGUACCUGAUACAGGAUACAGUAGUCCAGGAUACAGGGCAGCACCUGCAGGAUACAAAACUUGCUCAGGAUACAGAGCACAGAGCAUAGGUGGAGAGAGUUCAACGACCCUCUACUGCGCACCACCAGUACAAUAUUUCCGUCACAUUAACUCUACAAAUAUACAAAAAAUUUCCAAGACUGAAGAGGACGUAGGGUACCUGAAAACAGGUCCAGGCUCUCCUGGAUAUACACGAGGACGUCCCCGGUCCCCUGGGAGUCCCCGGUCCCCUGGUCCAGGGUCCCCUGGACCAUCAGGGGUUCGGAAGAGAAGGUCUAGGGAUGAGGAGGAGAAGAAGUGUACUAGAGGACACCACAUCAUCAAGGGAAAUCGACCCAAGCGACCCAAACAAGUUUGUCCAAACUAGAACACGUGUUUUAACAUCUUGGACUUGUGUUUACGGAUCUGGUGCACGUGUUGUAGGAUCCAGAGUUCCAUGGUUACAGGAACAGAUGUUCCUGGGAUAUGUGAAUCAGGAACUAAGACUAACUGGAUAAUUUAAUGCAUGAAUUAAAUACAAUAUCUAUUCUUAAACCAUGUGAUAAAAUUCUUUUUCACGUAAGAAGAACUAAGUUUACGAACACUAAACCUAUAACACGUGCAAUAGAAUCCAUAACGCGUGUUUCAAUGUUCUUGCAGGAUAUAUUAAACCUGUUUGCAUGAAUUAGAAUUUAGAACUUUCCUACUGAGGGUAUCUAGAGCUGGGUAGCUUUAUCUAACGUUUAGAAAUUCACUCUUAUAAAAUAUAUUUUAUUGAAAUUAAUAUCAAUACCUCAUCAGUCACUAUGGCCCUUUUUCGUACCCAGCUCUUUUUUUAUCCUCCAUUUAAAAUCCUGAGCAAAUACAAAUAUCUUCUUUUGUCGGCAUCGUUAAAAUGUCGUUUAUUGUCGGCAACGGGUCAUUGUUUGUCGGCAACAUACUUUCUUUUGUCGACAACAUGUCUUCGAUUGUCGGCUACAUGUCGUUUUUUUAGAAAUGAAUUGUAAGAGUAUUUGACAGAGAAGUAUAAAAAGAAUGUUUUGACAUGAAUUCCUUCAGCCAAAAUUAAUAUUAUCAAAAUUAAGAUUUCUAACAAUUUUAUUAUAUCAAGGGUUUUCCUCUAAAUUUAAAUUAUUUAUGCUUAAAAUACUUGUUUUUUCUUAUUAGGAUAAGAUUCAGGUUAGCUGACAUUGAGACUUAAUCCAAUUAAGGACUUUCUCUUAAAGAUAAAAGAAAAUAUAAUUCUGAAGAACCAAGAUAAAAGUUGGUUUAAUAAAAAAAUACUGUGGGGGGGGGGGGUAUUCAUCUUACUUUUUUAGCAGUGCCCUUAUGAUCCAUUGAUUUUAGAUGCGGAUUAGUCAGAAGAAAAAAUUUGUCUGGAUUCAGGUCUUAAAGAUAUUUUUUUUUGUAUGAACAUUUUUUUUCGCUGAAACUUGAUGAAUCAUUUAGAUAUUUCUUAGUUGAAAGGAUUUCGUUAUGAGACCGAAAGUUUUUUGGGUUGAUAUUUUUUUCCUUGGAUCCGGAUUGUAAACACUGCUUCUCUGUCUAAUUUUCUUCAAUUCUGAAUAAAUAUAAAUUUAAACUAAAUAUCUUUAAAGUGCUCUCACUCUUUUUUCUCGUAAGAUUAAAAUAUUUUUGAAACGUAACUUUAAAUGAAAUUAGUAAAAUCGUUUGCGUGAACCGUUGAAACAUAUUUAUUAUAUGACCAAAGCUGUAAAACUCCUCGGAACAAAAAAAUAUUUCAUAGAUUUAAAUUAUUUCUUUUUUUCAAAUCAGCCGAAGUCGUAAAUUGGAUUGACGAAAUGUAUAAAAACUAGAAAGUAUUAUUUUAUUUGGUGAUUUUCGAAUCUCUUAAAAGGGUAAAUUUGACGUAUCACCCCCUCCCCCUUCCAACCUUAUCGUUUAUGUUUAAGACUGAUAUUCUCAACGAAGCCCCCCCCCCCCCUUGAAUUAAAUAUUGAGUUAAACUCUUAUCUGAUUAUAUAUUUAAUAUACAGGGAUUUGCAAUAAACAUUAGAAUCUCGUGACUAUACUAAAACAGUAUAAAUUUGUUUGCUGAAGUUCUAGAUUUUAAAUAAAAGUAUGACAUUGACGGUCAAAAUUUAUUUCUUUAAAUUACAAAUAAAUGGAAUCAUCAAACUAAGUUUAGUGUCCGAAAAAAUUUGGUUAUUCCAUAAAUAAGAAAUUGGUCGCUUUAUUCCUUUGUUUACUGCCACUCCCUGUAUAAUAUACCAGUAGAAACUAACGUAGCAAAAACCAAGCCGUUCCAGGUUCAUGAUUAAAUAAUAUUUGUUCUCAUCUCCGUAACAUGUUGCUACAUGUUAAUGACUGAAAGAAAAUAAGUCCCAUAAAUUGUACAGCAACUAGUGUCGGUUUGUUUUUUGUUAUGAUAUUUUUCGCUUAUGAAUAAUUUAAUUGUGAAUUGAUAAAAGAUGUAUGUUUAUCUGAAAUAGAUUAUGUCCUUAAA
Molecule: messenger RNA, 3878 nt
Organism: Eurytemora carolleeae
Lineage: Eukaryota; Metazoa; Arthropoda; Copepoda; Calanoida; Temoridae
Gene: dmpd
Exons: 14
Coding region: 141-1799 (552 amino acids)
Biological process (GO): positive regulation of DNA-templated transcription
Cellular component (GO): nucleus
Molecular function (GO): protein binding; transcription coactivator activity
Source: RefSeq, a predicted model, not a curated record